Messenger RNA from Drechmeria coniospora, 2583 nucleotides. RefSeq lists its product as uncharacterized. The record is from RefSeq and is a predicted model, not a curated record. Bases 1 to 2583 code for a protein of 860 amino acids. NCBI's taxonomy places the organism in Eukaryota, Fungi, Ascomycota, Sordariomycetes, Hypocreales, Ophiocordycipitaceae. The transcript has a single exon.
AUGCCUCGAUUUCCCUUUUCCAUCUCUGGGCGCAAGAAGAAGACGGCAUCCCACCCGCCAGACGCCGAACCCUUGAGCAAGACGCCUUGCACGCACGAGGCCAUGGCGAUGAACCCCCAGGAAGUGGCCGAAGCCGCCUCAUCCCCAACGUUGAGCGACAACCGCUCCAGCACGACGACGAUGAGCUCUUCGUAUUAUGGCUCCGAGGCACGCGACAUGGACGAUAUGCACCCUGUCGUCAUCGCCGGUUCCGAGAACGGCUGGGGCGAGCAUUUGGAAGACGCCACCCAUCAUCGACAACCCCUCGCUGGCACCGUAUCCGUAGACGGUUCCGAGGACAGGAAGUCGCUCGCUUCCAGCUUCCUGCGUAAGAGUGGCUCGUCCUUGACCAUCAAGUCGUGGUACGACAAGACAAAGCUGCCCCUCUCCAUCUCGCAGCAGACCUCCUCGUCCGCCAUGGCCAUCGGCCUACCCCCCAAGGCGGCGAGUGCCGGCAUGGGCAACAUGAAGAGCAGGGCGGCGAAGAAGCCGGCGACAUUGGCCCUCACCGGAUUUCUGCUGGACCGCCGGCAAAGCAAGAGAGCCUCGUCUGCGCAGCAAGAGGUGGACGACGAUGGUGUCGAGUCUGGCAUGACCUCACCUUCCUUGCCAUCACCCGCCGCGAAUGUCGCACACGCGAGACCGAAAAGGCACACGGACGAGAAAUUCUGCCAAGAAGCGGCCGCAGAAGGUGUCCGGCCAGCUACCGGCGGGAGCGACCGGUCGCCGCGCAACACGGCACUGAGCGAGCUGCCCACCUUGUACAACCGCUACGAGAAAGUGUCGAUCGAGGCCGUGAUGGGCCCGGAUUCGCUGCCCGUCGUUCCCUGCCAGGAUAAAACCGGAAACGGCUUGAAAGCUCGCUCCCGGAGCUGUCGAGAGAGCAAGACGUACCGGCCCUUUCCCCAGUGCUCGGCUCCCACCACACCACAGACGGCGAGGUUCGCCAGCUCAUCAUCGCCGCCGAUCGAGGCGAUAAGCACUUCGAGCAGGUAUGCACGCAAACCCAAGGCAUCCAAGAAAACCAAUUGCGUCUUGGAAUCUGCCGACCUGAACCGUACGAGCGUCUUGAUGCUCUCUUCCGAUUCCGAAGCCGAGUACAGCUGCGUCGCAUCACCUGCGGCCACCGCCAACACUACCAGGAGCGUGACGAAAAAAAGUUCCGCGCAACGAUCCAAGUGUGAUGAUGAUAUUCCUCCGCACAGACCGCCUCGCCCCAGCACUUCCCAAGGUGUGAGGACGGGUGAAGGACAUUCUGGCCAGGCGGUCAAGUCGAACAAGCAUGCCAGCUUUGCUCCCUCGAGCAUGUAUCCCCUUCCCGAUGGUUCCGAAGGUGCCAAUGCGACUUCUCGCUACGGCUUCCAGGCCACCAGCUCGCCGUCAUCUCGACGCGCCUCUCUCAUGUCCAAUUUCUCCGUCAACUCAACCUUGACUUGGCAAACAAAGUCCGACCACGGCCUUCAAGAAACUCGCGCCGGAAAUGCAGUGAAUGCUCGGCGUCUAUCCGAUAUCGGCCCAGCACAGGCCAGGCUGCCGCUGGCUCGAGGCAUGAACUUUGACCAUGGUGUCUUCCAACGAGCGUCCAGCGCCCGUGUCGCCGACCAGCUCACGCCGCCCCUGAGCCCAACGUCGGUCGGCUUGUACCUGCAUUCUGCUCCGUCUCCCGCUGAUGGGCACGGUGGCCACAGCCGCAUCGUAGCCAUCACGCGCCAGGAAGAGAUGCUUCUGGCGGCGAUACGAAAGAAACAACAAUCAUUUCGCAGCAGGAUCCUUGCCAACUUGGAAGAAUACAACGAGGACGAGGAGGGUGAGAAACAAACGCGGCAUGGACGCGAAGAAUCUCGCCCACAUAAGCGAAGGUCAAGAUCUCUCCGCUUCAAGACUACCCAGGCGACGACGACCGGGUCGACCAUCGACUUUUGCUUUCCUGUCCCGCCGACGACGAACAACGAAUCAAGUAGUUCGAUCGAUGAAGCAUCGUUGAAGCAUCAUCCACCCGCCCGCCGUCCCUCAAAACACCGCCGUUCUAGCCGACGGCAUUCAUCCAUCGAAGUUGCCCGUCGAGACGACACUUCGGUGAGAGACACUGCCGGCACGAUGAAUCUUCACCCGCCAACCGGGUCGAGGUUGUUUGAAAAGGCCAUUCAGCUGUCACCGUACGAGGUGCCCGUUUACGACAUGGAGCCGAAGCCGGAUCUGGAGGACAUUUGGGAUUGGGAUGCGGCCCUCUCUCCCGUUUCGGACCACGCGAAGGAUUCUGCCAGUCGAGACGCGGGGGCCGGGGCCCAUUGCUGCUCGCUGCCGUCACCAUCCACUUCGUUGCGGUGCGCAGGUAAUUUCCCUAGCUGCUGCGAAGUGCUGGGCGAGCCAGUUCCAGCGGCAGAAGAACAAGAUGUCCCGCGGCCGGACAGUCCCAUCUCUCCGAUGUUCUUUUUCGACGAUCCAGGGAAUCGGGUGGUGCUGAGCAAGACGGCGGCCCGCCUGAGCGCUGUUGGACCCCCUUUGUUUGACAGUGGAAUCGCCGGGGCCGAAGAGGAGGUAUGA